Messenger RNA from Nicotiana tabacum (common tobacco), 421 nucleotides. The record is from RefSeq and is a predicted model, not a curated record. Lineage: Eukaryota; Viridiplantae; Streptophyta; Magnoliopsida; Solanales; Solanaceae.
CUUAGUAUUUGGUGGCAACUAAUCCUCCCAUUAAAUACCAGGUCGGCUAACCUCAACAUCAAGUCUUCCACUGUCUCCUUUUUCUCUUGUCUCUCCCUUUACAGAGACACACACAAAAAAGUCAUUUAUCUUUUGCUUACAAAAAUGGGGUGCAAAUCAGUAGACAAGACAAAGCAAAAGCACAAGAAGGGAUUAUGGUCCCCAGAUGAAGAUGACAAGCUCAAAAACUAUAUCAUUAAGCAUGGUCAUAGCUGCUGGAGCUCUGUCCCCAUUAAUGCCGGCUUGCAAAGGAAUGGAAAAAGUUGCAGAUUGAGGUGGAUUAAUUACCUAAGGCCAGGCCUAAAGCGAGGGGCAUUUAGCUUAGACGAAGAAGAGACAAUCCUGACCCUCCAUGCCAUGUUUGGCAACAAGUAAGAUAAUU